Molecule: messenger RNA, 1456 nt
Organism: Triticum aestivum (bread wheat)
Lineage: Eukaryota; Viridiplantae; Streptophyta; Magnoliopsida; Poales; Poaceae
Product: MEIOTIC F-BOX protein MOF-like
Exons: 4
Coding region: 23-1456 (477 amino acids)
Molecular function (GO): protein binding
Source: RefSeq, a predicted model, not a curated record
GAGAGGAGAGAUCCGGGCGUCGAUGGAGGCGAGCUCGGGGCCUCGCCGGAGUUCCGCCCAGGAGCCAGAUGGCCCAGGCGACGGAGCGGACCUCAUCAGCUCCCUCCCCGACGAGCUGCUCCUCCUCGUCCUCGCCCGCCUCCCCUGCGCCGCCGACGCCGCCCUCACGGGAGUCCUCUCCCGCCGGUGGCUCGGCCUCUGGGCUGGCCUCCGCCAGAUCGUCUUCCGCGGCGUGGCCCUCCCGUCGCUCGAGGCGGCGCUCGGCCGCGUCGCUACCACCCCGCCCGCGGUUUCCCUCCUCAAGAUCCGCGUCCCGAUCAAGCAGCAGCGUGGACCCGUCCCCAUGGAGCACCGGACAGACAGCGCCGGCGUCCCCAUCAACUCGCUGCUCCGCGCCGCCGCGCGGCUCGAUCCGGAGAAGAUCGACUUCCGCCUCCCCUCCGGCUUAAUCGAUCGUUCCCUCGCUGUCGAUCUGCCUCGCUUCCACCGCGCCACCUCCAUCGCGCUGGACCUUUCCCCCAUCACCCUGGCCGUGCCGGCGGGCGCCGAUUUCGCCGCACUCGAGACGCUGUCCCUGGCGCGUUGCAGUACCGAUCUCGACGCCUUGCUCUCCUGCUGCCCGCGCUUGCGCACGCUCCGCCUCAGCACGGCCCGCGACAUUACGGUCAACUCGCCGUCGCUCCAGGAGCUUGUCGUCUGCUGUGAGACCAGUAUGACACGACAUGUCGACAUCGUUGCUCCCGCGCUUAAGCAGUUGGUCAUCUCAUUGACGGCGGUGGACCACAGCAUCUCCGUCUUGGCACCAAUGGUGGAGAAGGUCUCGUGGCACUGCCAAUACUUGGGGCCGCGUAUUGUGUUUGGCGUUUGGAGCCUCAACAAGGUGCAGCUACAGUCGGCGGAGAUACAAGGAGAGCCAUCGUCGCUGUGUAUUUAUGCCUGUGCGUACUCUGCAUUUUUUCACGCUCAGGCGAGCCACUUUAAGCAGGAGAUCGAGAAACAUAUGGUUGCUGCUUUCUCUUGUUUAGAGCUUCAUCUCAUAACGACGGGGCAUGCUUUUGGAGCUUUAGUGUUUCAUCUUCUUGGAAUGAAUCGAAUUCGUACUGCUACGCGGAGGCUUAAGGUCGUCCUACAGAGAUCAGCGUUGAAAGAAGUAUGCCCGCCAUACUGUCUUUGUGAGUCGAACUGGAGGUCCCAGACUAUAUCCUUGGAUGCUCUCGAAGAAGUGGAGUUCAAUGGAUUCAGCGGAGCGGAUCAUGAGUUUGAUUUAUUGGAAUUGAUACUUGGAUGUGCACCGACACUAAAAAGAAUGAUUGUCAAGCUGUCCGAUGAGACCUCGGCAAGUAAUGAUGGAUGCGCAAAGAUAGUCAACAUCUUAAAGGCAUGUUCUUCCGUGGAAUGUGAUGUUUAUCACAGCUCGGGGUUAAUGCACGGCAGCCAAAAUUGCCCGUCGACAUGA